AUGACGACUGGCCCGUUUUCGGGCUCUUCUCGGCCUAGAACCCCAUCUGCAUCUGCCGUUGUCGGUGAAGCCCCUAUCGUCCCUUCUGUGGAGGCUCAGCACCUAGCCCGCUUCGAGUUCAGCGAUGCUGGCACAAAGGUUCUGAUGGUGGAGUGGUAUCCCGAUGCCGUUCCGGGCCCCGCUGCAUCUGCCAAUUGUCCUGCCGACACCCCCGGUGAACAAUCCGCUCCGGCUGCCGAUCGCAUCUCCGCAACGGAGCCGGCUCCGGCUUCUGCUCCGGUGGACAGCAUCAACAGAACAUGUUGGCAGGUGUCGUGGCCGGGGAAGUCUACUAACCUCCCUGCUGCUGAUCUUGAGCCAGACUCCGGUGCAGGCACUGCUCCUGCGUCUUCAUCUCGUCAACGUCGUCGCCGUGUAUUCUUCCUGCUCCCCGCUGAUGCUACGGUCCCCUCGACGAUCACUAUCACGCCUCCUGGCUCACCCAGUUUGACCCUCAAACCGCUUCCGGCCAUCUUCCCACCAGGCCUUGCCGCUGAUCCCGGCAAUCGGGGAGUUCUGCACACGCUAUGGGCUCGCCAGCGCCUGGCAGCCAUAGAUCGGGAAGUAGCCGACGAGCUUCGCAAUAAUUCUGAGGGAGUGGGUGUUGAGAUGGCCCUCGCUGAGAGGCAAUGGAUUCUCGACACAUUUAUCAACGCGCCGCAACUUCCCAGUGAUUCCAUGCCUCGUCCUGUAGCCACUCGUUCACCUACAGGCCGCUUGGGGGACAAGCUCAAAGGUCUCAAGCUGGCCACAUCACCUGCUGAUUUAACACCGAGCACGACAGCAAACACCUUUAUGAGCCCCAUUAGCCAAUCUCAUCCGUUUCAACCCAGAGGGCGUGAUAUCGCUGUGUCGUCCCAUGAGGCCAUGGCCAGCAACGCAUCUACAGGGCCCAUAUCGCUCAAUGCUGCAUUACAUGGCGACAUUACUACAGCUGCCUCAGCCCCUGCCAGACCUCUACGGCGAGAUGACGACGAUGAGCUGUUUGCUCUGCCCAUGAGUCCACGCAGCCCAGAUAUGAAGAAGAGUCUUUUCAGCGCGCUAUGA
Messenger RNA from Fusarium fujikuroi IMI 58289, 1086 nucleotides. RefSeq lists its product as uncharacterized. Lineage: Eukaryota; Fungi; Ascomycota; Sordariomycetes; Hypocreales; Nectriaceae. The coding region runs from base 1 to 1086 and encodes 361 amino acids. The transcript has 2 exons. The record is from RefSeq and is a predicted model, not a curated record.